AUGUUGCAGGCUCUGCGGACAGCAAAGAGUGUGCCUGGCAAGGAGCUCUUGCGACUGAUCGAUGAACACUCGCAGUCCUGUGAGGAGUACGCCGAGAUCCUCCCGCAAGCCUGGAGCAGGGUCAACAAGCUGACGGAAGCUCUCCGUGUCGAUCUUCGGGGCUCAGGCUUCAAAGAGUUGCCAGCAGACGCCGCCACCCAGUCUGGCAUUUUCAGUGAAUUUCUCUCCUCGCUGGGGGUUGCGACGGACUUGGUGCAGACUUCACAAGCGCAGGCGGCGGCCUUGCCCUCCGCUACUCCGCUUGAACCUGCAGAGCAAGCUGUUGAACUGGGAGUUCUGCUUGACCACCUCGAGCAAGGACCGGCCAAAGCCUUGCAGGCUGGGCGGCGGCUGGAGAGCGAGCUGAAGGAAAUGGUCAAGCUUCUGCAACGGCUACGAGCUUCAUGGCCCGAGCUUCGGGCUUCUGUGGAAGGAGCCUUCGAAUCUGGAACGCACAUCAGGACAAAAGAUCUUGCGCAGGCCCUCAAGCAGGUUCUGCAGUUCCGGAGACAACUCAGCGCUGCUGUCCCGAGCAUUGAAGCUUUGUGUGACUCCUUGGAAGACGCGACGGAGCAGGUCCGUCAACGAGAGGAGGAGCGCUUGCGGUUCAAAGCUAUGACACGAGAUGUGCUUGACGGCCAGAACAAGGCCCUUGCGGCGCGAGUGUCCGCCGUGUUGUGGCUGAGACGCUGUCGAUCCAGUGCUGCAAAGCCUGAUCAGUCUAGGUUCGAUAUCGAGCAGGCUUCGGAGGCACUGGAGCGCAACUUGGAGGCGGCAAAGGAUAUGGAGAGCCGGCUUGUGAAGGGCGCAGGGACAGUCAUGAAGAGAGAAGCAUGCCACCAAGUGGUGCAGCGCACUGUGGCCAGGUUGUCCGUCUUGCGUGGCAAAGUUCUAGCUGCAGCCGAAACGGUUUCAGCUGCAAGGGCAGACUUAGCCGGAGCGCGGCGAAGCAGCCAGCUGGCCCUGACGGAAGCAGCCGCAACCGCACUGGAGCAACUCAUGACAGCCUUGGAUGAGGCAACCUCGCAUGUGGAUGCGGGUGGUGGCCAGCGAGCUCGCACAGGUGAAGUACAGGCAGCUGCCAGUACAAUCGGCGGAGAGUCGCCGGCGUCGCCUACUUCAGCAAUAGUGGAUGUGUCUCGUGGGCCUCCAGCGGAAGUGCUGCAGGACUUCCAGAGUUCCUUUGCCGGGGGGCUUGUUGCCAUGACCAGCAAGUUGGCGAACUAA
Messenger RNA from Symbiodinium natans, 1266 nucleotides. The record is from the annotation of a GenBank genome assembly. NCBI's taxonomy places the organism in Eukaryota, Dinophyceae, Suessiales, Symbiodiniaceae.